Chara braunii is the source of this 625-nucleotide messenger RNA. Lineage: Eukaryota; Viridiplantae; Streptophyta; Charophyceae; Charales; Characeae. The record is from the annotation of a GenBank genome assembly.
AUGGACAAGCAUCUACUCAAAUGAACAUGGUGGUCGACAGCCAGGUAGAUAGGCCGGUGGAAGGAAUAUCAUGGUCCAAUGUGCUGAGGCAAAUUCGAGCACGUAGUGAUGGGGAUGAUCUAUUUGGAAAAUGGUUCGCCGAUGCUCGCACGGAGAGGGAAUAUCUUGAGGCAUGUAGUGAACGAUACGAGUAUGGCAUGGCUUCGCAAAUUCAUGACAUGGAGCAGCGUCUGCUUCAACGUAAGUCUAAAGUGCCUUAUGGUAUUGCAGGCGGUUCUCAAUUGCGCCACAAGUAUGAGACUCGUGCUAAUAGCAAAAGGCUGAAAGUGAGAGGCACCAACACUGCUACUGAUGCUAAUGGCAAUGUUACAUCCAAUAGUCGGGUGCAGUGUUCGGAACCCUCGAAAAUAAGCCGAAACGAUGAAAUGUCUGUCAACCAUCAAACUGGACCACGUGCCGGAGGUGCUGGUCCUGGACUUGAAGAUGAGUAUGUGUCUCCUCAAGGGAACACACUCGAGGAUGCUGAAAAUAUGUUUGUGGAAGAGGGGCGUCAUGACUCUCGUGCGAAAGGGGAUGGUUGUCAGGGGGAUUAACCGGGUGACUUUGAUAAAUAUGUGUUAAGUGA